GAAGAGGAAGGUUUCGUCGCAUUGAAUUAACGGCGCACGAGUUCUUUUUCCCAUAAUCUACGAACACAGAUGUGAAGUUCACAGAUUAACGAGAAGAAAAGUGAGAUCAAAAGUAAAUAGCUGAGGUAACGACUUUAGUGAAAAAAAUAAAGCGGAAAAAGUGAUCGAAACGCGUAACGCACUAAUAAGAGGACAUGUAACCUAUAGUUGCUCUUUCUGUCAAACACUGAAAUGAUGGCGUGCGUCAAAGCGGUGGUGUAAUACAACAUGAAUGGGAAACGAAAGACAAGGGAGGACACGAGUGUUUGAAAGCAAGAGAACAGGAAAGGUGUUGUCUGCAAAAGCAAAAAUAAAAGUAGAAGUAGGAAGAGCGAAUUUACAUCCCUAUCACAGAGUAGGAACAGGUGGGGGAAAUUGACGGAUCACGGUACAGCGUGGUGGUAGUAUACGAAGAGUAACAACGGAAGAAGAUGAAACGAAAAGAGAUAAAAGAAGAGCGAUAAAGGAAUGUGAAAGAAAAAAAGGCGUUUCAUGCGAAAUGAAUGAAAAAAGAGAUACAUAGUAAAAGAGUACUCAAUCGAAACAGAGGAAAGAGAAAGGCGCGUCGUGAAAAAUACACAGUGAUAAACGAGCCGCGGGAAGACAGCUGGAAAAAAGGGAGAAGACUGGAAAAAGGAGCGUGAAGUUUUUGGAUUAAGCACGAUAGCAGGGGAGGUCGAAAAAAGAAAGAGGGACGGUGCAUUACACACUGGAGUCCGAUGUUCAGAGUCGUACAAUGGCCGGGGCUCUAUCCGAGAAUGCCCCGAGGCCUGUCAGUGUCGUUGCAGUAAGUGGUGCAACUGUUGAUAAUGCCAGGAACAACCAGCUUAACAGACCGCAGGAAUCACGAGAUAACGGGCGGUCUUUCACUUCAACGGAGGCACAAACGGAAUUGCCACUGCAAAAUGGUCCAGAGGCACUCGAGGAACUCGACGGUGUUCGAGGUGCUCGGAGAAGAGAGAGGCGGAUGCGUAGGCAACACCGGCGAGCUUUGAGAUCAUGCUCUAUGCUACCGUCUUAUCCUGGAACAUCACCAGGAUGUCAGGCUUCCUCAACUGCACCGGGAGUACCGCUGGUCACUCCCACCAGAGGAUUUCUCCAUCCUCCGCCUCCUCAUUUGGGUCUUAGGGGUCUCAGUCUUGGUCUACCGUUUCCGGUUUCCACUAGCGUGUCUGCUUUUGGCAGGGACGCAGUACCGAAACAAUGUUGUGGGCUCAGUUCCCCUCCUGUGCGUUGGUCCAUACUCGGGGUUGGCGUAGUGGGUCUCGUAUGUGCGGGCGCUGGCGCACUACUGGGAGCCCUUAGAGCUUCAGGUCGCGAUCACAUUGCUGUGGCUCUUCUUAUGAUUGGUAUAGGAGUGGUUCUGGUAACCGUGAGCGCUGUAGCGUGGCGAGUGACCAGUCGAGAAAAUUGCGGCAGUUUCUUUGGUUUCACGGGGAUCUCGAGCAGAAUCCCGCCGGCGAGGCCGAUUCAUCCGUACGCUGCCAUGAUUUAUCCGGAAUUCCAGUUUAGAACGCCACCUCCCAGUUAUCAGGCGAGCAUGCAGGAAUACAGGCUUCGAUUGCUGCUUCUGGAUCGACUGCAACCAACGUCCUCGCCUCCGCCGACCUACAGAUCGAAUGCUGGAAGCAUUGUAACUCCCGGCACGACUAGAGAAAGCAGGCCGCCGAGUUAUUGCGCCAGAUCGAACGUUGCAGCGAACACGAAUGUCGCACCAUCGAAGAAGGACGCGAAUCUGGUCAGGAUCGUCCAAACUGAAUCGGAACCCGUGAUUUUGAGCGGUGAUCAAACGCCUCCGGUCACCGCCGUUGAAGUACUCGCGCAUCUCUGA
Habropoda laboriosa is the source of this 1870-nucleotide messenger RNA. RefSeq lists its product as uncharacterized. NCBI's taxonomy places the organism in Eukaryota, Metazoa, Arthropoda, Insecta, Hymenoptera, Apidae. The coding region runs from base 776 to 1870 and encodes 364 amino acids. The transcript is spliced from 5 exons. The record is from RefSeq and is a predicted model, not a curated record.